UAUAGCAAUGGAAAAGUUAACAGUGAUAUUAAUUUUUGUUAUGCUGCAGGCUAUGCAUAUAUCUGGGUCCACUGAUUGUACUCCACCAUGGAUGACUCGAAUUAAUCCGUUUUACACCGAAGUGUUUUUAAAGACAGCCAACAGAUGUCCAUCAAUGUUUGGAGACUCAAAUAAGGAAUACUGUUGUUAUAAUACAGACGGAGACGUUGAAUGUUGCAAUUAUCAAGAGUAUUUCAUGUUUAGAUUAAUUUGUCUUAUUCCAAUUAUUUUAAUUGUAUUAAUAAUUCUAUCAUUCGUCGGCUGUAUGUGUUAUACUCUGUGCAAAUUUUGUGAGAUUUAUAAACGCCGACCAAUUUUAAGUUGUGCACCACCACCGUAUUAUCAGACGACUUCAGGAUUUCAUCAAAGACUUGGACUACCACAUUUUAUUCAAGGUAACUCGCCAAUAGCUGUAGACAAUCAAGAUAUAUCUCAUCACGACAUUAACAAAUAAAAUAACAAAUAUAAUGUUUUAUAA
Molecule: messenger RNA, 517 nt
Organism: Melanaphis sacchari
Lineage: Eukaryota; Metazoa; Arthropoda; Insecta; Hemiptera; Aphididae
Exons: 5
Coding region: 8-493 (161 amino acids)
Source: RefSeq, a predicted model, not a curated record